Messenger RNA from Spirodela intermedia, 3997 nucleotides. The record is from the annotation of a GenBank genome assembly. NCBI's taxonomy places the organism in Eukaryota, Viridiplantae, Streptophyta, Magnoliopsida, Alismatales, Araceae.
AUGGCUGAGGCUAAGGCUGAAAUGAGGAAACCGGUGCUCACCAAGGUCAACCAACUUCGUCCGGGCACCAGUGGUCAUACUCUGACGGUGAAGGUCGUUAGUUCAAAAAUGGUAAUGCAGAAGGGGCGUUCAGAUGGGCCUCAAAUGCGCCAGAUGCGCAUUGCAGAGUGCUUGGUCGGUGAUGAAACUGGAAUGAUUGUUUUCACAGCUAGAAAUGACCAAGGUAACAUCUUACUUUUUAAUGAAUCACUUGUGACAUUCUAUGAGACUAAUCUUUUGUUGUGAUAAUUUGAUCGACCAAGGUUCUUAAUGGAAUUGAAAGAUAACAAAUUGGCUGUGUCACUUUCCUGACUUAUUUCAACAAAAUUUUACUGGUUUUGAUGCAGAUGAAAUUGCUAUUUGAAUUUCAUUUAAUUGAUGUGGAAGUAUUUUGUCCAAUGCCCCAACUGUGCUCUCUCAGUGCAGAACUCUUGUGUGGACUUCAACAAAAACUUUAAUAGUUGUUUCUGAAUAUUUUUAGCCAGCGGAUAGCCUCUACUUUUUGCAAUAGUGACGUGUUGUCUUACUUGUGGUACAUGAUUCAGGCACUUGUAGUUUCCUGGAGGGAUUUAUCAAACUUUCACUCGCUUGAAUAUGAGAGCAUUCAUAGAAAGCAUAGGAGAAACUUGUAGAAAGGUCUGGGAGAAGCACAUCUUGGGAAUUAAUUUAAAAGUUGUUUGAAUAUAAUGGAUACAUGUUCUCCAGGUGGCUUUAAAAAAAGAAGAUUAUCAGAAUUCAGUUGCGUUUUGGUCAAUGAUGUUAUGCCAUUUUUAUUUUCCCUUAUUUUAAGACUUCAUACAAUGUCAUCUUCCUCCCGAAGAGUGUAUAUCUAGAAAAUGUUCUAUGAUUUUAUUGUUUUCCACAUAGAUACUCAAUAUCAGAAGAUAAGGCAUGUCAUUAUUUUCUACUAUAAAGAAGAUUGAAGAAAUCUCAGUCUCCUCUCCCUCCCUUGGUUGAACGUAGAGGUGGGAGAUGAAAGAGUGGGCUGGCAUAGUCCUUGUUUUUCUACCUAUUUGAGGUUCACAAGAUUUAAUUUCAAUGACUGACUUUGAAAAUACUCUCGAGAUCAAUUAAGACAUGUUUUUAACCCAUUGAGAAUCCAAAGAGAAACCUGAAAAGUGAAAACAGAAUCAGAAACAGAUAUAUUAAUUAAUUUUUGCGGAAUAUAUACUUAAUUAGGUGAAGCAGUACAAUAUCAGUCAUGAGUGCAGAGGUCAAACGGUGUAAUAUUCUGUCGGCUGGGAACCAGUCCUGGCAGCCGAGUCCCUUUUAAUUUUAGCUGACCAAUUCACCGAAAAGAAUUUCCUAUUAAAAUUUGAAUGAGAAUAUCGGCUUAAGAUUUUUUUUAACUGGGAAGAAGAAUAAGAUUUUUGGGAUAGAUGGUCUCAGUACCUACCAUUCGAUUAGCAUUUAAACUUUUCAAGAUGAGUUGUUAAACUGUAUAAGUGUGAAUCAGGUUUGUGGGGUACUGAGAAAGUAUACAUUUGUCCAAGAAGACUUUUGUGCAAUAACUCAUAUGUGUUAAGAAGAUGAUAAAAGAGGUCGAUUAAGGCUCAGUUUGCUUACAGGAAACAAAAAUGAUGAUGAUUGUCCUGCAUUUGGGCUACUUGUAUUACAGAAAAAUGAGAGACUGGGCGUAUAUCCCUACAAAUGGAUAAAGUGGAUCAUGUGACGGGGGUAAAUAGUUACGGGAUAGGUCAGAUUCAGCGACUAGUCAGUGAAUCGUAAUCUUCAAAUUUUAAAAACGAUGGUCGGAAUGGUUGUGCUGGAGUCUAUGUGCCCAUUAUUGUAAACAGAAAAGAGACAUGACAUUCGAAUGGUGUGAUCUUCGGCAAGGAGACUUCCAAGUCUACAGAGCUUCCAUUGGAAGAAGUACCACAAACUCCUGUCGACCAAAGACAAGAUAUCCUGCAGAAUAGUCCGAAUGGAAAACUCCAUUUACUUGUUUGUGUUGAGAAGCCUUUGUCUGGUCUCCUACAGAGUCUCAUUGCUGGUGGGAAGUGCCGUAUACCCCUGGCCAGGGAGAUUCCGGCCACAAAUCAUCUGAAGGAACUCUCCUAUCAAACCAUUUAUUGUGGUAAUAAUUUCAAGAAAAGUACUGGAAACAAAGGCCAUCCUUCCCUCUAAAUGAUCCUCAUUCUUUUGUCCUGUUUUUCUUACUCUUUUCCUCGUUCCCCGUUUCCUUUAUCUACUAUGAUUUACUUCUCAAGUGAAUGGGGAAGAUUCCCAACAACACUCAACUGAACUGAAUGGAGCUCACAAAUGUUUGUAGAUGGUGACUAGACAUGACUCAAAGCUAGAAUGGAAGUUCAAGUAUAAAACGCAUGUCUAGAUGGUCCGAGAAUUAAGUAUCUCCCAUGUUAGACUACAUAUGGUGCGUACAAAGGUGAUGAGUUUGGCCAGGCCUGACAACUGAGCUCAUUGCAUCAAUCGUAUACUCCACACCCAAGGCUGCAGGUCUAAUUAGACCCAAAAUAUUAAUGGCAGGUUGGACCCUAUCGAGGGAAUUCCGCUUUUCUCAAUUUCAUGAGAAAAGUCACGCGCUAUAUAUAGACAGUGGAAAUAUUCAAUUCAAUUAUACAAGUUUUAUCAGCUCAGAUUGAAGAAUGUGGCCUGAAAAUAGCCACUACCUUUCAAUUUUACGUAUAUUGUAGAAUGGAGUAUGAUUUAAAGGAGGAAUGGAAACUAGUUCAUACCAUUGAAUGUUCAAUGCCUCUUAUAAGGACUAGAAGACAGCAGCUCAUUGCUUGCUAUUCGGUGUGAGAAGAAUUGACAUGAAGAGUCGUUCUAAUGUAAUGUUCCAUAUUAGCUUAGCUAAGGAGAGUAAUGGAAGCUGUCAUAUUACUGUUCAGAAAUAAAAUCUCAUGAGGAUGCAGUUGCCUUGGCAGAACCAUUCUCUAAAGUUGAUGAGAACCUGGCAGCCGUCUGUCACUCCACGCAGCACAUAAUCCAGAACAAUAUGAUCCGAUAUACUAGACAGACUUUAGACCACUCUGUGCUAAAUGCAAUAUAUUAACUGAAACCAUAGCCUAUGAUAGUUAGAAGGAUUUGUGGAUGGCGUUAUAGGCCAUGGGAAAUGUUGUCAAUAACUGGAAAAAAAUGCCUCAUUGUCUCAAAACAGGCUUCGAAAAAACCAUAACAAGUUUGCUGUUUGAGACGAUUAACUUCGAUGCCUCUUUCAGAACACCAACUUACUCCCCUUAUUAUUUGCUAUCAUCAUACGAGCUUCUAGCUCUGAUUGAGAAUGCCUUCAAGCAUUCUGGUUUCAGAAAAUGAUGCUCAGGUGGGGUGGCGAUGACAAGCAGCAUCUCUCUAAUGCUGUGAAUGGGGGGAUUGAAGUCCUGUUUCUCUGGCACAAGACUGCAGAUGGAUUCCUAGGAGAGAAACUUAGGGCACGACAUAGUGAUGCAAUUACCACCCUCCAACUUCCCUGAAAAUUUCAGCUGAAUAAUGCUACAUACUUUGGAAUCUCAACUAUGCAAUGGCUAUUUCUGUGUAAAUAUAUUUCUACAUAAAAUCGGAGUCCAUAAUCCUUAGAAGGAAAAGAAACCCUAGAGGGGUGAGAUAUCUACUGCUUUGAAAAAUGAUCAACAGACCAUGUGAAUCGUAACAUGCCGAUUUCAGACGAAACCUUGGUUUAAUUUAGGAAAUUUUUCCAUGGAAUAUGAAUAGAUGAUGUAAUAUUUUCCUGUAGUGGGUCAAUUCUUUGUUUUUUUUCCCUUCCAAGAUGCGUUUUUUUUCAUGCUAGUGGGUACUUCAUCUGGGUGCAGUGGACAUUGUGAAGCCAGAUGCAACCAUAAUCCUGCGGAACGCCAAAAUCGACAUGUUCAAAGGUUCGAUGAGGCUUGCCGUGGACAAAUGGGGCCGUGUUGAAGCCACCGACCCCUCAGAUUUCUCGGUCAAAACAGACAACAACCUCUCCCUCCUGGAGUUUGAAAUGGUCAACGUCGUCGAAUGA